GAAAAAAAUAAAAAAUCUGGCCACUUGGCUAGUGGGAUUAGAAUGGUAUAUCGGUCAUUUAAGCAGAAUCACGUCCUUUUCUUCUCAGUAAACAAUCAGACAAACCCUAAACCCUAGAAUACCACUAUCACCAUUUCUGACCCUUUCUCUACCUCCCAAAUUGAUCAGCAAAUGUAAAUGGAUCCACCACCGUCGAAGAGCUGGAGCAUACACACUCGCCGUGAGAUCACCGACAAAUACGAGAUCUUAGAGCGAGUGGGGUCGGGCGCGUACUCCGACGUCUACAGAGCUCGCCGUCGCUCCGAUUCACUCAUAGUCGCCCUCAAGGAGGUUCAUGACUACCAGUCCGCUUUCCGGGAAAUCGAGGCCCUCCAGACCCUCCACAACACCCCUAAUGUCGUCGUUUUGCUCGAAUACUUCUGGCGCGAAGAUGAGGACGCGGUGCUCGUCCUCGAGUUCCUGCCGACCGAUCUGGCGUCGGUGAUCAGGACCGCCAAGAGGGAGUGGGAGGGUGGGAUCACCGUCGGCGAAAUCAAACAGUGGAUCGUUCAGAUUUUGUGUGGAGUCGACGCGUGUCAUCGGAAUUCGAUCGUGCAUCGGGAUUUGAAACCCUCGAAUCUGUUGAUAUCGGCAGAUGGUGUUCUCAAGUUGGCUGAUUUCGGACAGGCAAGGAUACUUCUAGAACCUGGAUUUGUUGCCGUUUGUGACAAUACACACCCACAUGAGGCCGGUGUAGUUGAACAAAAUGAAGUCAUUCCUGAAACAGAUAGUGCCUGCCUAAGAGAAGUUCAUAGGAAUCGAGAUCAAGGAGCCACAGGUAAAGAAGAAUAUCCUAGAGAGUUAGGCAAGCUUGGGGCUAAAGACUCUGUGGAUGCAACUGAUAAAGAAUGCAAUACUCGUGAUGGAGAUACAUCUUGUCUUGCUACAUGCACAACAAGUGAUAUGGAAGACGAACCUUUGAGGGGUUCUUAUUCUUACGAGGUUGACGAGGGUGGAAAUGGGCAAUGUUGUCCCCUCACAUCCUGUGUUGGAACUCGUUGGUUCAGGGCCCCAGAGCUGCUGUAUGGAUCAACAAACUAUGGGACAGAAAUUGACCUGUGGUCGUUGGGCUGCAUUUUCGCAGAGCUUUACAGUUUAGAGCCCCUUUUCCCUGGAACUUCCGAUAUUGAUCAGCUAAGCAGAAUUUUUAGUGUUUUGGGCAACUUAACUGAGGAAGUUUGGCCUGCUUGUUUGGAACUUCCUGAUUACAGAAUAAUUUCAUUCGGUAAGAUAGAAAAUCCAAUUGGUUUAGAAGCAUACCUGCCCAACAGGUCCCCUGAUGAAAUCCAUUUAAUCAGAAAACUUCUUCGUUUUGACCCAGCAGGUAGAGCUACUGCAAUGGAACUACUCCAUGACAAGUAUUUAACUGAAGAACCUGUUCCAGUUCCCUUAUCUGAGCUAAGGGUUCCUUCUACGCACAGUGCUCAGGAUGAGGGUUCUCCCGGUGAGUGGUGCGGUGAUUGCAGGUACAUGGAUUCAGAUUCUGAUUUCGAGGAUUUUGGCUCUGUCAAGGUUACCACCACUGAUACUGGUUUCUCAAUCCGGUUUCCUUGAGCUCAACGUGCAUGGAGGUUUUGACGGUCCACAAUUUUUGGAGAAGUCUGAUCUUAGCAAUGGAAAGUGCCGCUUGAAAUACAUUAAAAUAUCAUACUUUGUAUGUGAAAUACUUUGUAACAUUUAGUUUUGAAAAAUCAAACAUUGAGUGCUCUCUUCACAUGUUAUAUAUUGAUUAGGUUAAUGGCCUAAAAAAAAUAACUAAGAGAGUUGCAACAAACUCCCUAAACUACAACUCACCUCGGUCAAAUUGGAUAUGUAAUUAUUGGAAUAAUUGUUGGAGACUCAAAUGAUGGAUAUGCAAGCAUGAUAACUUAUAUGUUGUUCUA
Cornus florida is the source of this 1922-nucleotide messenger RNA. RefSeq names its product cyclin-dependent kinase F-1-like. Gene Ontology annotation, biological process: protein phosphorylation. Gene Ontology annotation, molecular function: ATP binding. The coding region runs from base 178 to 1593 and encodes 471 amino acids. Gene Ontology annotation, cellular component: nucleus. The record is from RefSeq and is a predicted model, not a curated record. NCBI's taxonomy places the organism in Eukaryota, Viridiplantae, Streptophyta, Magnoliopsida, Cornales, Cornaceae. The transcript has 2 exons.